This is a messenger RNA of Austrofundulus limnaeus, 1483 nucleotides long. RefSeq names its product sec1 family domain containing 1 (gene scfd1). The record is from RefSeq and is a predicted model, not a curated record. Lineage: Eukaryota; Metazoa; Chordata; Actinopteri; Cyprinodontiformes; Rivulidae. Gene Ontology annotation, biological process: vesicle-mediated transport.
UCGCCSCUCUCUGAAGCGGCACCUGCCACGUCAGUUUGUUCGUCAUCAUCAUCAACAUAAAACAUGGCGGCGUCUGUCCGCGAGAAGCAGACAGUGGCUUUGAGGCGGAUGCUGAACUUCAACAGUCCUCCUCUGAAGAACACAUCAGCUGAACCCGUAUGGAAGGUGUUGAUAUACGACCGGUUUGGUCAGGACAUCAUCUCUCCUCUGCUGUCCGUCAAAGAGCUGCGGGACAUGGGCAUCACGCUGCACCUGCUCCUCCACUCUGACAGAGAUCCUGUCCCUGAUGUUCCUGCUGUUUACUUCCUGAUGCCCACAGAGGAGAACAUCGACAGGAUCUGUCAGCCAUCAACAGAGGGGACAUCCUGGACACGGACAUGGAGUCCAUCAUGGACACCAUCGUGGACAGCCUCUUCUGUUUCUUUGUGACUCUGGUCCGUUUCCAGAGGUGGCAGAGUCGGUUCAGGAGGAGCUGGAUUCAUACAGAGCUCAGGAGGACGAGGUCAAACGUCUGAAGAGCAUCAUGGGUUUAGAAGGAGAGGAUGAAGGAGCCAUCAGCAUGCUGUCUGACAACACGGCCAAGCUCACCUCUGCUGUCAGCUCUCUGCCUGAACUUCUGGAGAAGAAAAGACUGAUUGACCUCCACACCAACGUGGCCACUGCAGUGCUCGACCACAUCAAGAGUCGUAAAUUAGAUGUUUACUUUGAGUACGAAGAGAAGCUGAUGAGCAAAUCUGCCUUAGACAAAUCACUGCUGGACAUCAUCAGUGACCCAGAUGCGGGGACUCCAGAGGACAAAAUGAGACUCUUCCUUAUUUAUUACAUCACAGCUCAGCAGGCUCCUUCAGAGACUGACCUGGAGCAGUAUAAGAAGGCUCUGAUGGAGGCAAACUGUGACCUUUCACCUCUCAACUACAUCAAACAGUGGAAAGCUUUUACCAAAAUGGCCACCAACCCGACCAACUACGGCAGCAGUGGAGUCAAACCCAUGGGGCUGUUCUCCAGAGUCAUGAACACAGGCUCUCAGUUUGUCAUGGAGGGUGUGAAGAACCUGGUGCUCAAACAACACAACCUUCCGGUCACUCGGAUUCUGGACAACCUGAUGGAGAUGAAGUCUCAUCCUGAAACGGACGAUUAUCGAUACUUUGACCCAAAGAUGCUGCAGCGAGGCGGGGAGAGCUCCAUUCCCAGGAACAAAAACCCGUUUCAGGAGGCCAUAGUUUUUGUGGUCGGAGGAGGGAACUACAUCGAGUACCAGAACCUGGUAGACUACGCAAAGUCCAAACCAGGAAGGAAGAUCAUUUACGGCUGCAGUGAACUUUUUAACGCUCCUCAGUUCAUGAAACAGCUCGCUCAGCUUGGACAAAAGUGACCAACAUCCUGAAUAUUCCUCUUCUGAAGCUUUUCUUUGUUUUUUAUCAUUUCUGUAAAUCRUCUAAACUUUUCUGUUUCACUCGGUCCUAAUAAACCUGAACAAGUCGUC